Molecule: messenger RNA, 1576 nt
Organism: Tilletiaria anomala UBC 951
Lineage: Eukaryota; Fungi; Basidiomycota; Exobasidiomycetes; Georgefischeriales; Tilletiariaceae
Exons: 4
Coding region: 251-1441 (396 amino acids)
Biological process (GO): cytoplasmic translation
Cellular component (GO): cytosol
Molecular function (GO): mRNA binding; metal ion binding
Source: RefSeq, a predicted model, not a curated record
UCAACAUCUGGUACAAGGCGGUGCAACGUCACAGUCUGGUCGACAGACUCUCGUGAGCUAAGUGUGCGCAUUCCAAAGGGCUGUUCAGCGAGGCCGCACUACUGAGAGUGGUUUCCGCUAAACCAUUAUCUGCAGUGGCAUUUGCCCCUACCCCGGUGCCUUCAAUUCCCAUCGAGCUUCGCAACGCUUUGCUGCUCUCUUCGGACAGGCCUGGGCUCGACUCUGAUCAACUAGAAAGAGGGCGUACAAGAUGCCGCCGAAAAAGGGAGGUGGUGCCCCGAAGGGCGGCGCUUCGUCGAAGCCCGCUGUUGACAAGUCUUUUGGUAUGAAGAACAAGAAGGGUGCAAAGCAGCAAAAACAGAUUCAAGUGUUGCAAAAGGAGCUGUCACAGUCUGGCAAGACGAAGGAGCAAUUGGCGAAGGAAAAGCAGCGUGAGGCUGAAAAGAAGGCCAAGGCAGAAGCAGAGAAGAUGCGGAGGGAGCUAGCAGCGGACAUCACGAUCGUCCAACCGAAGGUGCCAUUUGGUGUCGAUCCGAAGACGAUCACGUGCGAGUUCUGGAGAGCAGGGAAAUGCGACAAGGACCGGAAAUGCAAAUUUGCGCACUCCCUUGAUGCCAAUCGGAAAGCGCAGAAGAAGGACUUGUACGUCGACACGAGGGAGCAGGAGCGCGAGGAAAAGGAAGCAGACACGAUGGACAAGUGGGACGAAGAAAAGUUGAACAAAGUCAUUCUGAGCAAGCACGGAAAUCCGAAAAGCACGACGGACAAGGUGUGCAAGUACUUUUUGCAGGCCGUCGAGGAUGGCAAGUAUGGGUGGUUCUGGGAAUGCCCGAAUGGCGGCGAAAAGUGCAUGUAUAAGCAUCGUCUACCGCCAGGCUUUGUGCUAAAGUCACAGCGCAAGGAGCAAGAGGCGCUGGAGAAGGCCAACGAGAUCUCGCUAGAAGAGUUCCUUGAGGUCGAGCGACACAAGCUCGGGCCGAACCUGACGCCCGUGACGGCGGAGAGUUUCGCCAAGUGGAAGAAGGAGCGCGUGGACAAGAAAGUCGCAGAGGAGGAGGCGCUCAAGGGCAAGAAGGAGCGCCAGGCGCAGAUGAACAAGCUCACCGGGCUGUCCGGUCGUGAGAUGUUUGAGCUUCAGCCGGACAUGUUUGAGGACGAGGAGGACGAAGCUGACGGGGUGUUCGACAUGCGCGAGUAUAUCUCCAAGGACUGGGAGCAAGAUCGCCAAUCGGACGAGGAGCACACAGGGCUUUCGGAGGACGAGGACUGCCAAGACGAUGAAAACGAACAGGACGGCGAGGGAGAGGAGCGAGGGCAAGCGAAUGGGGAUGCGAAUGGCGACGCACAUGCAGAUGCAGAUGCGACAGCAGAUGACAUGCAAAAUCUCAACGUCAAUGGGCAUGGAGAUGAAGGCAAGGAGGAGGGCAAACGAAAGGAGUGAAAGCCCAGGCAGUAUCCCUUUCCUUAUUCGCCCCACUCUUACCCUCCCUCUCUCGAUCCUUUCUUCUCACUUGGAUCUAGCUGUAUUUCUACGCCUGCGCGACCAGCAGUCCUGGAUAAAAAAAGCCGCGUUCUG